Molecule: messenger RNA, 1854 nt
Organism: Lodderomyces orthopsilosis Co 90-125
Lineage: Eukaryota; Fungi; Ascomycota; Pichiomycetes; Serinales; Debaryomycetaceae
Gene: SEP7
Product: septin
Exons: 1
Coding region: 1-1854 (617 amino acids)
Biological process (GO): division septum assembly; cellular bud neck septin ring organization; cytoskeleton-dependent cytokinesis
Cellular component (GO): septin complex; cell division site; microtubule cytoskeleton
Molecular function (GO): GTPase activity; molecular adaptor activity; GTP binding
Source: RefSeq, a predicted model, not a curated record
AUGGAUCUGUACAAUUAUGAAUCACCAAGCUUGAGAAAUGGCAAUGGACCCACAUCGCGCCAUUCUCCUAUUAUCAAUUACCGAAAGGAUGCUAAAAAGGCGGUCAAAUUCACAAUGAUGGUUGUUGGUGAACUGGGAACUGGUAAAACAACUUUUAUCAAUAGUUUGUUAAACAAAAGGGUUUUAGACCAUCGGUAUGAAAACCCGUCAUUGAUUUCAUCAAACAAAGACUGUGAAACCAAAACAUUGGCAUUCACUUCUGCCAAAUCUGUAGCUUUGCCUAAUACAUCAAUGUUGACUAGAAAUGAGUUUAAUCCAAGUACUAUUGACGAAGAGCCAGGUAUUGCCUUGACUGAGACAAAAGUGGAAAUUGUUGAUGACGACAAUCUUAAAUUGGUGUUGAAUAUUAUAGAUACACCUGGAUUUGGAGAAAAUUUAAACAAUGAAUUGUGUUUUGUUGAAAUUGAAAAUUAUUUAAAACAGCAAUUUGAUCUUGUUUUGGCCGAAGAGACCCGUAUUAAAAGGAAUCCUAGAUUUACUGAUACUAGAGUCCAUGUUAUGCUUUACUUUAUUGCCCCCACCGGACAUGGAUUAAGAGAACUCGACAUUCAAUGUAUGAAGAGAUUAUCGAAAUAUGUCAACAUCAUUCCUGUUAUUGGAAGAGCUGACUCUUUUACUUCAAACGAAUUACAUUACUUUAAACAACAAGUUAGAACUGACAUUGAAAAAUUCAAUGUUCCUAUUUUUCAAUUUGACAACUUUUUGAAUGAAUAUGAUGAAGAAGAAGAUUAUGAUUUAAUACAGGAAUGUAAAUUUCUUUCCAAUUUGCAACCAUUUGCUGUUAUUACAUCGGAAGAUUCUUUUGAAAUUAGAGAUAAGAAAACGGGUGAAUCUAAAAUUAUAAAGGCAAGACAAUAUCCUUGGGGUUUGGUGGAUAUUAACGAUACUACAAUUAGUGACUUUGUUAUUUUGAAAUCAGUGUUAUUGGGCUCCCAUUUACAAGAUUUGAAGGACUUGACCCAUGACUUUUUAUAUGAAACUUAUAGAACCGAGAGAUUGACUAAAGUCACGGGUGGUGGCGUUUUAGAAGAUGAUGAAUAUGAAGAUAGUGAGUUCCACGAUACUGUUGAACACCAUAAUAAUGGUGAAGAUAGGGGUGGAUUGGUAGGUUCAGCUGUUCCUUCCUUGUCCAACUUGGCGCGACUUGCAAAUGAAACAAAUGAGGGUGAUACUACAAUCCAUGGUGAUGGCUUGGAUAAUCGCUCUCUUGGUUCUUCACAUUCAUCACUUAAAAAAUCUACUUCAAUGUUACUAGAUGACAAUGCCUCAUCCAAUUCAUCACCAUAUUUACAUUCACAUGGAAACUUUACUUCGAGUACUUCCACUGCUGCUACAGUCAAUGACAAGAACCCCAAUAGUAAUGCUUUCAAAAGGCUAUCUAUUGGACCACAAAGAAAUCAAUUGCGUCAAAUUUCUGAAACUGUUCCUUAUGUUAUAAGACAUGAACGAAACCUUGAGAGACAGAACAAGUUGGAAGAGAUGGAAAAAGCCAGUGCAAAGGAAUUGGCAGCAAGAGCUGCAUUAUUGGAGAAGAAGGCACAAGAAUUGAAGCUUAAAGAAAAGAAUUUAUUGAGACAAUUGGAGUUAGCAAAACAGCGUAAACUGAGUGCUGCAACUAGUGAAGUGUCGUCCUCUAAAACGAGUGAAAAUGUUGAAGUUGUUAAUGACAGUGAUGAUCAUUCACAUCGUGCAGAUGAAUCAAUCGACCAUGGUGAUAAUGGACGUAUUCAAAAGGAUGAAACGUUAACAGAUUUGCAUUCGAUAGUGGGUGAUCAACGUCAGCACCAGCGUUAA